Messenger RNA from Pocillopora verrucosa, 1086 nucleotides. The record is from RefSeq and is a predicted model, not a curated record. Lineage: Eukaryota; Metazoa; Cnidaria; Anthozoa; Scleractinia; Pocilloporidae.
AUGCUUUAUGUUGGAUGUCCGUGGUUCACGAACAGUGGAGUCUUUGUCGAUACGCAAGGGACGCAGGCUACAUCACAAGACGAAAUAUUUCUCGUUGCAAGAACAGAUAACCUCAGUACAAGGAAAAGGAAACGAAUAUCGAAUAAUGUCGAUAAAAAAUUUAAGAGUGGAACACAGACGAAAACAUAUAAAGAACUGCUAUGUUCACCCUCUUUAGUGGGUGGGCUUCAACAAGAAUCAGUUUUUUUCGCAGCAGUCAACAUUUUCCUCUCCAUCACAACAUUCCUUGGGAAUUCUCUUAUUCUUGUUGCCCUUCAUAAAGAAUCUUCGCUUCAUCCGCCGUCCAAACUCUUGUAUCGUUGUCUGGCAACAACUGAUCUGUUGAUUGGUCUUGUUGUUCAGCCUCUCCGUGUAGCUUAUUGGAUGUCGGUGGUUCACGAUCACUGGCGCCUUUGUCAUUACGCAGUGGAAGCAGCCUACAUCACAGGCGUAGCAUUAUGUGGAGUUUCUUUGCUGACGAUGAUGGCAAUAAGCGUGGACAGACUUAUCGCCCUGUUGUCGGGGCUGAGAUACAAAGAGAUUGUAACUUUGAAACGCAUUUAUAUCAUUAUAGCUAGCUUUUGGGUUUUAUGUCUUGUCGCCUCUUUAUGCACCAUUUUCGAUCAGCGUAUAAUCGCUUUGUGUGCCUAUAUAUUGAUACCACUUUCACUGCUUAUUUCACUCGCCUCGUACACAAAGAUAUUUCGCACUCUUAGAAAUCAUCAGGAACAAGUACAAGAUCAUGUUCAACAACAGCCGAGCCAACCAAGUGCACUGAACAUGGCGCGAUACAGAAAGGCAGUACACAGUGCACUGUGGGUAGAGUUAGCAUUAGUUGUUUGCUAUACACCAUUCUUUGUAGUGGAAAUUGCAGUCAAUUAUAGUACAACAUAUUCAUCACAAUUAGUCAUCACAGGGGGAAUGACAACUAUCCUUGUUUACUUUAACUCGACGUUAAACCCGUUUCUUUACUGCUGGAAGAUAAGUGAAGUGAGGCGAACAAUGAAGCAGACAAUCAGACAAGCACUUUGCUGUCCAUGGAGUUAG